Closterium sp. Yama58-4 is the source of this 624-nucleotide messenger RNA. The record is from the annotation of a GenBank genome assembly. NCBI's taxonomy places the organism in Eukaryota, Viridiplantae, Streptophyta, Zygnematophyceae, Desmidiales, Closteriaceae.
AUGAAUUUCAUAUCCGAAACGCAGUUAGAAGAGAACAAACGGCUGAGAGGGGAGCGAGUGGAGGAUGGCACUGUAGCGGUGGACAAGCCGUUGUACGAGAUUUUGAAAGAGCAGAAGGAGAAGAAAGACGCGGAGCACAAGGAGAAAUUCAAAAACCGCCCACCCAGGGCAUUGGAUGAGGACGAGCUAGAGUUUCUCGAAGCUGUGGAGCAGAAGAAGAGGGAGGACGAGAAGGAGAAGGACGAUGAAGACAAGCGUGCUCUUACAGAGUUCCAGGCUGCUCUCCUGAGCCGAACAGUCACUGUUGAUUCUCAUUCCACCCCCGAGACUGCGGCUGCACAAGCAACCGGUGCUUCUGGUGCUUCUGGCUCGUCUGGCUCGUCUGGCUCGUCUGUAUUGGCGGCUAUUCGGAAACGAAAGGAGCCUGAUCUUCCACUCAUGCCUCGUCUGGGCGUGAAGGUUCAGCUCAAGGCGAAACCAAAAGUGAAGCCUGGAGAAGCUCCAGAUAAGGUGGCUGAUUCUACAGUUACCGGUGUUUCUAAAGCUGAUUAUUCUAAAGUUGUUUCUAAUGCUUCGGUUGCAGCACGGAGUGGGAUAGAAGGGGGUUCUGUUACUGGUGAUUAA